Messenger RNA from Dibothriocephalus latus, 324 nucleotides. NCBI's taxonomy places the organism in Eukaryota, Metazoa, Platyhelminthes, Cestoda, Diphyllobothriidea, Diphyllobothriidae. The record is from the annotation of a GenBank genome assembly.
CAAAAUCCGCCGGCUACAAAGCCCAGUUUGCCCAGAUUGAAUGAGAUUCUCAUCUCUCUGCGUGCACAACUGGUCAAUGAAAUCAUUCAGAAGGAAGAAGUGAAGAAUGGAGGAGAAGCAAAUGAGGAAGUUGGUGAUGAUGGUGAUGAUGAAGAAGAGCCAGUUCCCACUGCUGCACAGAUGAGAUUUGCACUCUACACUCUGCAAAGCGGUCUACAUGUAUCCGAUUUCACAAAAUUCGACGAUUUCUGGUGCCUGGAGAAGGGCAUCAAAGAGCACUUGCGAGUGAAGUUUGCUCCAAAACAACUGACACUAGACCGCUGA